AUGCUGAACAUCGUCUUAAUAUUUGCGCUGAGAAGGACUUCAUCACUGCCAAAGACUCUAAAAGUAUUGAUCCUUAGCGUGGCUGUUUCUGAUAUUGGUGUGGGAUUACUUGUCCAGCCCUUGUACACCGCACGCCUGCUUAUGAAAAUGAAAAACGCUAACAACCAGGAAACUUAUAACGACAUAAUUACAGUCGUAGGACACACUCUCUGUUAUGUCUCAUUCUUCGGUGUCACAACUAUCAGCGUUGACAGAUUCCUUGCUAUCCACCUUCACCUCAAACAUCAGGACCUUCUCACCUACCAAGAAAUUGUGACUUACAAGCGUGUUGUGGCUACAGUGAUCUUAAGCUGGCUUCUCGGCGCUUCCCUGGCCCUAACCGGUGUUUUAAGCAGCAGCAAAAAUAUUUUUAACCUUGCAGGGGUGUCUGUGGGAUUGGUUUGUCUCCUUACUAUGGGUCGAAUCAAUUUCAAGAUUUCCAUAGCCGUACGUCGCCACACCAUUCAAGUUCAUGCACAGCCAGCUCAAGCAGUGGCAUCGAACGAAGAAAAUCGCUCAAUUUUCGAAAGACUGAAAAAAACAACGGUUGGUACAUUUUACGUCUAUCUGUUGUUUUUGGCCUGCCAUUUACCAAUCGCUAUUGUGAUCCUGACCGGUCGAAAGACGAAUAAGAAGAGACAACAUUUCAAGAUUUACGCUCAGACGCUGUUAUAUCUGAGUACAUCACUCGUUCCCCUGGUUUACUGCUGGAAGUUUAGACACAUCCGAUGCGCUGUCAAGAAUAUUCUGCGCAACACAUUCGCAAGUCAGAAUCAGAUUCAGGAAGACUAAACCUUAAAGUCUAGCUGUUGUUUUUGGCCUGCCACUUGCCAAUCGCCUCUGUGAUCCUGGUCGGACAGAUGAAUAAGAUGAGAGAUCAUUUCUUGAUUUAUACGCUCAGACACUGUUGUAUUUGA
This is a messenger RNA of Porites lobata, 956 nucleotides long. The record is from the annotation of a GenBank genome assembly. NCBI's taxonomy places the organism in Eukaryota, Metazoa, Cnidaria, Anthozoa, Scleractinia, Poritidae.